AUGCAAGAUAUUUUCGAGAUGACUGAUUUAGGCUUGAUUACCUACUUCCUUAGUAUAGAAGUGAAUCAAAAUAAGCAUGGUAUUUUUAUAAGCCAGCAAGCUUUUGCAUUGAAGGUUCUAAGCAAAUUUUGCAUGGAAAACUGCAAACCUGCUAGCACUCCUGUGGCACUAGGAGAAAAACUCUCCAACAAUAGUGAUCAUGAUCGUGUGGAAGAGAAGAGCUAUAGAAGUCUGGUUGGUUGGCUACUCUACUUGAUAGUAACAAGGCAGACAUCAUCUCAUUUCAAGGCUGCUAAAAAAGCCUUAAGGUAUGUCAAAUGGGCCCUAAGCUAUGGUGUGAAGUUUGAGAAAGCUGAAGAAUUGAAGCUGGUUAGCUAUUCAGACAGUGAUUGGGUUGGUUUAGUUGAUGACAUGAAGAGCACAUCGGGCUACUUCUUCACUUAG
Messenger RNA from Gossypium arboreum, 444 nucleotides. RefSeq lists its product as uncharacterized. The record is from RefSeq and is a predicted model, not a curated record. Lineage: Eukaryota; Viridiplantae; Streptophyta; Magnoliopsida; Malvales; Malvaceae. The transcript has 2 exons. The coding region runs from base 1 to 444 and encodes 147 amino acids.